CAGCGCUUCUGACUCCGUAACCCCGCUGAGAAGAACCCACGCAGAUUUCCUCUCCGGGCGCAGCGCCCUUUAAUUUGGAUCGGCAUAAAUGAAUGAACAACAAGGGAAUAUCGCCAGACGAUUGCACCCUGGAAACUGUCUUUUGUCAAACAAGACAACCAGGAGGAUUUUAUGUCGAGCUUGACAGGCAGCUCAGCAUGACUUUUUACGUCUGGAGCUUCAUCUCAAGAUUGUCAAAUGCGUAAAACGGCGGCCGGUGUUUUCUGCCUCCACCCGCUAAGGAGUCACGCUGUGAUUAACGGAUCAGGUUUUUGACUGGCAGGACAAAUGAAUACAAAUGAAUUUAGGCACCCGAAGGAGAGCUUGCAGAACCUCUCAUCUAGAUACAAAGAGAGCCCUCUUGCUCUGUACAGUUUUAUAUUGUACUUGUUACCUGGGACUUACACAAGAACACCCUGAAGAUGUUGAUAUCCUCCAAAAGUUGGGGCUUAAGGGACAGAAGCCAUCACGUUCUGUGCCAGAAGGGGUCAUUCCAUUCAGAGCAGGGAUCAUCCUCAACCAGAGGGCGCAUAUUGAGGCUCCACUGCACUCAAUCCUUCCAGCGGCCAUCUGGCCCAAAUUGGCACUGGUCCUGAGUGUACGCUCACACCGUGUAAACAGUGCUUUCCUCUUCACUCUGCUUUCAAGCAACAAGAAACUCCUCUUUGGUCUACAGCUUGUACCAGGCAGUCUUGUCCUACAUACAGGACCAAACACCUCAGUGACACUGCCAUAUGAGCCCCAUGAUGGCCAGUGGCACCAGUUGGCACUUGGAAUUAAUGGAAAGACAGUGACUCUAUAUGCCUCCUGCGGAGAGCAGAGUGUCCAGGCAGACUUUGGGUGGGAUAGUGAGGAAGGACUGGCUCCAGAACUCCAGGGCUCCUUCCUGCUGGGGAGAUCAAGUCAACAGCAAACAUCAGGAUCCUUUGAAGGAGCAAUUUGCCAGUUUGAUCUGGUCCCUUCUGCACAGGCAGCUCACAACUACUGCAGAUACAUUAAGAAACAAUGCAGGGAAGCUGACACGUAUAGGCCUAACCUUUCUCCUUUACUGCCUAUUAUUCCAAGAGUAACAAACAUUUCAGCCUCUUCUGUUACCCCAAAGCGCGGUAGUUCAGAAACCCCUAGAAAGACCACAGGGUUAAGCCUUGCCAGAAAUGUUGCUGCUGCUGCCUCAGCUGUCAGGUAUGCGCUUCCAAAAAAGCAAAAACAGAUAAUUAUACCCACUCCUCUGCUAAUAACUGUAACCCCAACCACAUCCCAAAUGGGUUUGGUUGUCCCUUCCUCCAUAACUAAGACUGAAACUGUAACAGCACCACUCAGGACACCAGCGCCACGCACAAAACCACAAACCCCAGGUUUAAAAGCUCCAAAUCACAAAAGUGCUAAGCCAACACCACCAAAGCCCACUCCACAAAAACACUUAAAAAAGACAACAGCAGGACCAGACAGGAAGAAAUUUAGCAGCCCUGCCACUUUAACAACCAAGUCUCCUAAGACCAAAUCUGGCACUGUUUUAAAAGACCAAGCUGGAGUCCUGAAAAAGCCGCAACCCACAACAGCAAAGAAAAUACUACCCAAGUCUAAAGCUCCUCCAUCCACAGUUACUCUACCCAAAUCAAAAUCAAAUCCUGUCAAAGUUACCCCUUCUAAGUCAACACUUCCCAAAUCAAAGCCAUCAAAAUCAACAGUCACCAAAACUACAACUGCUAAACCCCAAAAGCCAACUUCCAAACAAACAACAAAGCCAACAAGGAAACCCGAAACUACCAAGGCUCCAAUGAAUCCACGACCUACUAAGCCUACAUUCAACACAGUAACGCCACCUGCCACGGAUAGUUACGUGAGUUGGGAGGUGCCACCAACACUGUUUCCAAGUAUGCCGGGACCCAAGGGAGAAAAAGGAGACCCAGGCCUGCCGGGACUGCCGGGACCUCCAGGGAAACCAGGCCUGCCAGGCAAGAGGGGUCCCCGGGGUGACCCUGGUCCCCAUGGGAAUCCUGGCAGACCUGGCCCACCUGGACUUAAGGGGAAAAAAGGAGAUCCGGGCAUUUCACCAGGGCCAGCACCUAAAGGAGAGAAGGGAGACUCAGGGAUUAUUGGCCCAGUUGGAAAGCCUGGUCAAGAAGGUCGAAAGGGACAGAAAGGUUACCCUGGUCCACCUGGACUUCCUGGAGAGCCAGGAGAACAGGGUCCAAUCGGAAGCCCAGGUGCCAAAGGUUAUCCUGGCAGGCAGGGAUUACCGGGGCCUAUUGGACCAAAAGGACUGAAAGGCAUUCGGGGUUUCAUUGGAAUCCCAGGCCUUUUUGGCCUGCCCGGCCCUGAUGGCGAAAGAGGAAUUCCAGGCGAACCAGGGAAGAGGGGCAAGAUGGGUAGGCCGGGGUUCCCAGGAGAUUUUGGGGAGAGAGGACCACCUGGACCAGAUGGAGAGCCAGGUGACAUGGGCGCCCCAGGUCCAAACGGAGUGCCCGGACUAAUUGGUGACAUGGGACCUGUGGGAGAAAUGGGCCCUCCUGGACCUGCUGGACUCAAGGGGGUACCCGGAAAUACUGGAGAACCAGGACUGAAAGGUGAUAAGGGAGACAUUGGGAUUCCUGGAGAGCAGGGGGAGGCUGGGUUCAAAGGAGAUAAGGGUAUCCAAGGAGCUCCAGGUUUACAAGGCCCUCGUGGGAAACCAGGACCACAGGGAAAAGUUGGAGAGAAAGGUCCUGAUGGAGCACCUGGACCACCAGGCCCUGAGGGUUUUCCUGGUGACAUGGGACCACCGGGAGAAAACGGAUUUGAAGGACCAAAGGGAAAACAAGGAGACAGAGGUCUACCGGGGCCCCGAGGGAUACCUGGCCUAGAGGGAGACGAGGGACCGAUCGGGCCACCGGGACCAUCAGGACUUGAGGGUAGAUUGGGAAGAAAAGGAUUUCCUGGGAAGGUUGGCCCAGAGGGAGUUAAGGGAGAAGGCGGUAUCCCAGGAAAAGUUGGUCCCAUGGGAGAAAGAGGCUUGGUGGGUUUUAUCGGACCUGUGGGAGAGGCAGGGCUGGCAGGAGAGAAGGGAGAUCGAGGGGAGAUGGGCCUUCCUGGACCACCUGGAGUAAAAGGAUCAACGGGUCACCCAGGCACUCCAGGUGAAACCGGACCUGCUGGACCACCAGGAAGAACAGGCCCUCCUGGAGCAAGUGGGCCAGCCGGUACAAGAGGUCCCAAAGGCUUGCGGGGAGCGAGGGGGCCUGAUGGUCCAACAGGAGAGGUGGGGUCAGAGGGCAAGAAGGGUCCCGUUGGGCCUCCAGGAAAACUAGGCUUCCCAGGAUCACAGGGAAAGAUCGGAGAGCCGGGAGACACUGGGCCUAAAGGUUUUCCUGGUAUCCAAGGGCCUUCUGGACCUCCGGGGGACAAGGGGAUAGCUGGGGACCCAGGACCACCUGGACCACCUGGAACUGUGGGACUUUUAGGAGAAAUUGGUCCCAAGGGUCCUGAUGGCAAAGAGGGUGAACCAGGAGUUCCAGGUGAAUCUGGGCCGAAGGGGGGCAUUGGACCACCAGGGAACAUUGGAGAACAAGGAUUGAUAGGACAGAGAGGAGCGCCAGGACUAGAGGGUGAAGCUGGUCCAGCUGGUCCUGAUGGAGCCAAGGGUGAAAAGGGUGACAUGGGUCAGGAGGGUGACAAAGGCGAAAAGGGUGAAACUGGACUAAAGGGAAAAGAAGGUCCAUCUGGUAUGCCUGGACUCACUGGCGUCAGGGGUGCAGAAGGGAAGCCUGGUAAAAUUGGUGAACGAGGCAAACCAGGCCCAAAGGGUGCUAAGGGUCAGCUGGGUCACCUUGGAGAAACGGGAACAGUAGGAGAGACUGGACCGCCAGGAUUUGUUGGGCCAAAGGGUUCCAGGGGAACUAUUGGACAUACGGGAGCUCCUGGUCGGAUGGGUCAACAAGGGGAAACCGGUCUUCCAGGUUAUGAGGGCCAUCGUGGACCACAGGGACCCAUGGGCCGUCCAGGACCAAAAGGUGAAAAGGGUGAGCAGGGGGAUGAUGGGAAGCAAGAAGGUCCUCCUGGUCCUCCUGGUCUCAUAGGGCCCCCAGGUGACAGAGGAGAGAGGGGUGAAUCAGGAGACCCAGGUUACCAAGGUCAAAUUGGUUUGGAUGGAGAAAGAGGUAGACCUGGAGCCACUGGACAACCAGGCCAUGCUGGAUCGCGUGGACAAAAAGGACCUAAAGGUUCCAAAGGAGAUCAAGGUCAAAAAGGCAAAAAAGGACAGCCUGGACAAAAAGGAGCCAGAGGAGCUGAGGGUGGGGGUGGUCCUCCUGGUCCCAGAGGGGUAGUGGGUCCAGAAGGGCGUGAGGGAGUUCCUGGACAGGAUGGAGUCCCAGGAAAAGAUGGAAGUAAAGGCAUUCCGGGAGACCAAGGUGAUGAUGGAGCAGAAGGCCUUCCUGGUAAGCCUGGAGGACGUGGUAAAACCGGCGUUCCAGGACUACCUGGAGAUCAGGGAGGCAUAGGACCCAAGGGUGAGCAAGGUCUUCGAGGUCAAAGUGGACCAUCAGGAAAAAGAGGUUUUAAAGGUGGAAUGGGACUACCGGGGGCACAGGGAGACAGAGGACCUAAAGGCCAACCUGGAGAUACGGGGGAACAAGGUUUUCCAGGAAUUCUUGGAGUUUUUGGACCAAGGGGGCCUCCAGGAGACUUUGGGCCAAAGGGCAUACGGGGACCUAAGGGGCCACAGGGUGCAAUGGGAAGAAGAGGAGUUGUGGGCCCUGUUGGAAUUAUUGGUCCCAGUGGAAGCGCAGGUCCUAGAGGACAAAAAGGCAAUCGUGGAGAGAAUGGAUUUCAAGGUCCUAGGGGAUCUCCUGGACCUCGUGGACGUCCUGGACCUCCAGGCCCCCCUGCAAUCCUUCCUUCAUUUAUAGAUGAUGGGCAUUUGUUUGUUGAUACACCUACUCCUGACAGGACUAAGUCUGUCCUCCAUCAUAAACCAGCAAUGGACCUGCCAAUGCUCGACCAGGGUACAGAGAUCUUCAAGACCCUCCACUACCUCAGUAACUUGAUCCAGAGCCUGAAGAACCCAUUGGGCACUCGAGACAACCCCGCCCGCAUUUGCAGGGACCUUCAUAGUUGUGAACAGAGAUUGAAUGAUGGUGUUUAUUGGAUUGACCCCAACCUUGGUUGCUCGUCUGAUACAAUAGAAGUCUCCUGCAACUUUACUGGUGGUGGACAAACUUGCCUUAAACCAAUAACAGUAUCAAAGCCAACAAUCGAGGUUGGUCGCGUCCAAAUGAACUUUCUGCACCUCCUGAGCUCAGAGGCUAUUCAGCACAUCACCAUCCACUGUUUAAAUAUCUCAGUUUGGAGGCAAGCAGAGGAUCAGUUGCCUGACCAUCGGUCUGUGAGAUUCAAGGCAUGGACCGGGGAGGUGUUUGAUGUUGGAGGAGAGCUGGAGCCAGACGUUUUGGAAGAUUCCUGCUGGAUAAAAGAUGGGCGCUGGCACCAGACUCAUUUUGUUUUCCAUUCCCUGGAUCCUACCCUGCUUCCCGUGGUUGACAUCUAUAACCUUCCAAAAACAAGCCCAUCUUCACAUUACCACCUGGAGAUAGGUCCGGUUUGUUUUCUCUGAGGGCCACAAUGUAGGUCCUCUUAGCUCACAGAGGAAUGGACAACCUCCCAUGCAAACCCCCUUUCUGCAGACAAGGAGACCAGAAUGGUCAUGUUAUUGUGGCCUAAAACCGUCCAUGUGAGAAAAACUCACUGCCUCCCCGCGCCAAUAACAGAUACUGCUUCACAGCUGAACUCCCGUUGGACUGCAACAGAAAAAGGGGAGUAAGCAGAGAAACCAAGGUGGCGGAAUUACAGGAGCAGAGGGGACCCUGUACUAAUGGGCUUCUCAGAACAGCAAAAGCUUCCUUAAGCUUGUUUAGCAGGAUCCUCAGAUGGACGCCUGCUAAAACAAAAAAAGACCUUGCAAUGUCUCCAGGACAUUUUGUAGUGAAAGGAGGCCAAGUUAAGAAGUAGAUGUUCGAAGUAACUUAUUUUCACAACUGUAUACAGUCUGUAUGCUUUGUGUAAUAUUCAGAUUUUUUCAUAACACCUAAAGUAAUUUGGAUUGUGUAAAUAUAGAUAUAUAUAUGCUCUAAUAUUGAUUUUAUACAUGUAUAUCUUUUGUAAAUUAAUAAUCUUUAAGUGCAAUAGAUAAAAGUUUAAAAAAUAUUUUGCAAAAUAGAGCUCCAAACCAGAUGCUUACAUACACUCUCAAAAAGGUGCAUAGCCUCUUUUUUCUGACUUACUUUAAACUAGACUAAACUUAUCCUGUUAAAGCUCACUUAGGAUUACCAAUAUCGAUUGUAUUUGCUAAGUGCCAGAAUAAGGAGAGAUUUGUUUUGAAGAAAUUUUAUUUACCUUGUUCAAAUUCAGAAGCUUGCAUAUGCCAUAGGAUAACUGUGACUUUAAGAAAUUUGGAAAGGCCCACGUUGUGAUGUCUUCUUUUGCCAGCCUCUGGUAGGUUAAAUUAAAGUAUUUGAUUUAAUUGGGAAAACAGCUAUGGAUCAAUUUUACGGUAACACCUUAACACACUGCUCUCUGGUAGGACAAAGAAAAAAAUUAAAAUAAACCACUAGAAAUCUGACAAGAUAUGACAAAAGAAAAAAAUGUUACAAGGCGGGUUUAUUUUUUAGUACAUUUUCCAGAUCCUAAAGCUGCCAUGUUCCUUUAUUCAAACAAAUUACACGCAAUAAUAAACACUUUCAAAAUGUAUAAGAAAGAAAUGGGUUCUAGGUCUGCGCUAUGAAUGUGUGUACCGCUCCGAUCGCCAAAGGCCUUGUAUCGAUACUGAGGGAAGAUGGUAUCAAUAUCCACUUUGAAAUUGUCUUGUGCUGACAUGGCCUGAAAUGCCGCUCUGCAAGGAAGAGGUCAUUAUGUCAAAACACAAAAAGGAAAUUCAAGUUUGAAAAUACACUGGGGGACAAAUAUCUUAAUUUUCAAAUUGAACAAUGUUACGCCUCUUAAUAUAGAUGUUAUCUCAAGGAAAUAAAAUCAUACCAAACAAUAGCCAUUACAUUAAAGCUUGCCUGUUUACCAAAUGGAAAUAAAAAUGUCUUGGAAAGGCCAUUGCAAAGCCAUGAUGUCAAUGCCAAAGAGAAUUUUAGGCAGAUGCAAAAAUAUGUUUGUGAGCAACACAGCCCAAAAAAGUGACACAAUUUAAGUAGUUUUGUCUGGUGAAAAGAGGCCAAAAUGAAGAUGGAACGGGUACCCAAAGGAUACUCAAAAUGUUUUAUCACAGUCUUGCAUUUUAAAAGGUAAAUCUUACAAUUAUAAGAAAAUGUAUUUAAAUACAUACAAAAAAGAAAAUCUUCAUUCUGGCGUUUUAAGAUAUGUCUGGUUGUUUUUAAAGUCCUAAAGCUGGAAACAUUAAGUGUGAUUACAUCACAGACAAUGAAGAGGAAAGAGGUUGUAUCUUUUUAUAUGAUGUAUGUAAAAAUCUGGUUUAAGCUGUAAUAUGGAAGGAUUUUUUAAUGUUGAAAGGGGCGCCAUUUUACUUGCCUUUGGUGCUCAUAUUCUCAUGGUUUUUCAUAGAUGAAUUUAUCCAGAUGCAAAGGUGGUAUUUUUUAUGUACUCUGAACAGAAGAUAUGAAUUUUAUUUUUUGCUGUGAGAAAAACAGUGGCCACAAGCCAAAGCCAUUUACAUGAUGCAAAUCAUUACGUUUUACAUGGAUGCCACUGAUGACUGAGAGGAGUAUAGAUUGACUGAGAAAGACAAGAACGGAGCUCAAGUUCUCAGUAGUGUUUUAAUAAAUCUUCUCUAACUGUGGAGUAUAGCUUUACGUUCUUGCUUCCUCAUUCACGAAUGAAAUCAACACAAAGUCAGCACCAAUUUCAUUUAAAAUUAAAAUAGAGCUACAGAUAGGGGGCUACUCAUAAAGGAGAUCUGAGCCACAGAAGAAUGGAGAGCAGGUACAGGAAUCAAAACAAAACCUCCAUCUUUUAUCCCUCAUGGUGCUUGGUGCUAAGAACAUUUCCUGAGGUGCUAAUGAUAGUGCUGUUAUACACCACUUACACGCUGAAUUAUUCAACUGCUUCUAGUGCAUGCAGGCUUAUCAAAAUAAAUUAGUUUUGUACCCAUUUUUCCCAUUCCACUCCACUGCACUACAACCUCACCUAACCCAUUCACCGUGAUAUAGUUUCUGAAUUAUAUUACAUUCACACUCUGUAGUUAAAGAAAACCUAAUAUUUUAAAAUGCUUUAAUAUUUCUGCAUUUAUAUCCAGCAUAAAUCACAGGUUUUGAAACAUUUCCAAAAUAAACCUUUAUGUACAAAGCCCCGCUGAGCUGUAUUUAAUAUUUUUAGCAUCUAUUAGAUAGUUUUAGAGAGGGAAGUAAUAAUAAUAGUAGCUGGAAACAAGUGUGUAUAAUUUUGUAAACCUUGCUGUAUACAAUGGAUCCCCUCUUGCUAAUUUAAUGUUAUUUAAUUUUGUUAAUGUGGUUACAGACUGCGCGGAUUUAUAGUAGAUAAGCAAAACUGCUCUUAUUGACAUUGUUAUACAUCUGUGCUCCCAACUGGUCUUGGAGUUUAUGGAUUUUUUUUUUUUUCAAAUGUGUAAAUUUGGGGUUUCCAGAGAACAAAUCUAUUGCAAUAUUAUUUCUUUUAUUUUUCUUUUUUUUUUUCUUCAUUUGUUUUUGUUUCUUUUAUGAUAACCAACCAUGUACUGUACAAGAACUGUGCUCUACUAUAACUAAUAUGUGAAAAUGGUUUCUACUUUUUUGUAAAUCUUUCCUUAAAAUGAGCUAAGAAUACCUCAUCAUUUUACAUGAGCAAAACGUUUCUAAUGCCUUCAUAAUUAAAACCUGUUUGGAAAUAUCAGCCAAAUGCAGCAAGUCAUCAAACUAUUGAUGAGCUCAUUUUUAAUGCGGUCAUCUUUGAUCUGUCCGACCUUUUGUCAUUGUUCAUUGUAUGUUCAAUAAAUAUUUUUAAA
This is a messenger RNA of Cyprinodon variegatus (sheepshead minnow), 8977 nucleotides long. RefSeq names its product collagen alpha-1(XXVII) chain A-like. NCBI's taxonomy places the organism in Eukaryota, Metazoa, Chordata, Actinopteri, Cyprinodontiformes, Cyprinodontidae. The record is from RefSeq and is a predicted model, not a curated record. Bases 338 to 5629 code for a protein of 1763 amino acids. Gene Ontology annotation, molecular function: extracellular matrix structural constituent. The transcript is spliced from 61 exons.